AUGCCGGCGAGGAACGCGUUUGUAACGGCUGCCUUUGCUCUCCUGACGAUCCUUACUGUGGCCUUUUCCCAGUCCCUUCAGGUUCUCACCACUAGCAGCUUGGAGCAUGCACUGGGUGAUAACAGCCUAAGAAAGGUCAUCUACAAGAGAAGCAGCCAGAAGCUGGAUCUCAAGCAGUUGGACACUGUGCGUCCUUUGCGUCGCACAAAAAGGAGAUGGGUUAUUACCACCCUGGAACUUGAGGAAGAAGACAAAGGGCCAUUCCCAAAACCUAUUGGAGAGCUCUUCAAUGAUGUAGCACAGGAUGUGACUGUGAAAUAUAUCAUUAGUGGACCAGGUGUGGAUGAAUUUCCAGAGUUUGGAUUGUUUUCUAUUGAAGAUGAUGCGGAGGGACAUGUAUAUGUCCAUCGUACCAUUGAUCGAGAGACCACCCCAUCUUUCACGAUACGUUUUGAUGUUGCAGACAGAAACACUGGAGAAAUAGUGGAUAGAUCUCUUCUGUUCAAUGUUGCAAUUAAAGAUGUAAAUGAUAAUGCACCUGAGUUUCCUCAAAAGGAAUUUAACAUCACGAUGAAAGAAAAUCACAAGAGAGAUGAACUUGUUUUCAACAUCACUGCCUUUGAUAAAGAUGAGGAAGGCACUGAAAAUUCUCAAGUGACGUAUUCUCUGGUUUCACAGACACCUCAUUCAAAACAGUCUCUCUUUACUGUUGAUUCUUCCACUGGGCUGAUACGUAGUACAGGGUGCUUAGAUUAUGAGACUACUAAAGCAUUCCAGCUUCUUAUCAAGGCUACAGACCAUGGAAACCCACAAUUGUCAUCAACAGCAACAAUUAAUAUUGCUGUGGAGGAUGGCAACAACCACCUGCCUACAUUUAUCCAGGAAAAGUAUCAGCUGGAUUUUCCAGAAGGCAAAGCAGAACAUGAUAUCCUACGUCUCAGUGUGGAAGAUAAAGAUGCUCCCAGCACACCUGCUGGGAGAGCGAAGUAUAAGAUAGUGAGUGGAAAUGAAAGAGGAAACUUCAUCAUUGAAACAGAUCCAAAUAGCAAUGAAGGGGUGCUAAGCAUUGUAAAGCCUUUGAUCCAUGAUGGUACCUCUGAAAGGAAACUUGUAAUUUCAGUGGAGAAUGAAGAGCCCCCCUUCCUAUGUGAAAGAGGUUUGGUGAGGAAUGUUCCUUCUCCAAUAUACUCCAAAGCAUCUGUGGACAUUAAUGUAAUUGACAGAAAUGAUGCCCCACAGUUUAAUCCUUCUAUCCUUGUUCUUCGACAAGAGGAAGGAGUCAAGUCUGGAACUAGAAUUGGCCAAUACAUGGCAAAAGAUCCAGAUGCUACACCCAAUGUAAUAAGAUACAGAAUAGCUUCUGACCCAGAUGGCUGGGUGACUAUUGAUGAAAACUCUGGGGUUGUGAUGACAGCUAAAACACUUGAUAGAGAAUCACCUCACUUGAACAACAGCAUCUACACCAUUAAGAUUCAUGCCAUUGAUGACGGUCUUCCACCCCAAACUGGUACUGGUACCAUCCAACUUUACCUGUCUGACCUUAAUGACAAUGCUCCAAUGCUAGUUACACCAUCUUUGGUGGUCUGUGAAGGAAAAGAAAAAGACCCUUUACAUAUAAAGGCAGAGGACAAAGAUUCCCAUCCAUAUGCAGGCCCCUUUACCUUCCAGCUAGUGGAGACUGUGGAUAAUAUGGGAAACUCAUGGAAACUGGGAGAAAGUUUUGAUGAUUCAGUUGAGCUCUUUAUGAUAAAGAGCCUUCCAUCUGGCAAUUAUUCAGUGCCUUUCCAUAUUUCGGACAAGCAAGGGUUUUUCAAGGAGCAGACCCUGCAUGUCACUGUCUGUGCCUGCCAGGAUGGGAAGACAUGUGAGCAGAUGAGUGAACGGGCCUCUGUAUCAGUGGGUCUUGGAGGGGGAGCAGUUGGAGCAAUCUUAGCUGCAUUCCUCUUACUGAUAUUGGCCAUGGGUCUCCUGCUGUGGUGUCCCAGAACUGAGAAAGGCCAGCCAUUCAUCCCUCAUGAAGGAGGCAACCAGUCUCUGAUCCAAUACAACGAAGAGAGUCAGCAAGUUUUGUCUCAGGACACGCCUGAUGCGGGGAUUCUUGCAACAUCACUUCCAGAGUAUGCACAAAUUUCAAAAGAAAAAUCACAGACUGCUAAGGAAGCAACUGGAGUGACUCCCUCACAUUCACAGACAUCCAGUCAAGUGCACUAUGAACAAAGCUUGUUUGAUGCGCCUGGAACGUUCCAAGCAAAGACUACAGAGAAAAGUGGAAGAAUAGUGCCACCCCUAACCAUCCAAGAAGAUUUCCAACCUAGUCCGGCUUGGGUUCAGCAGGCAACCAGGUUUCCUCAAAGCAACACGAUACAUUGGGAGAAGCCAUCUGAUAGAAUUUUAGAGGCAGUAGGCAGAAUCUUAAAUCAGAAAAUGGAUUACAUCUGCAACCUAGAGGACAACAUUGGCUCUUACUCACCCCGUGUCUAUGCACAAGAGGGACAGUUGGAAAAACCUGAAUCUGUUUGGUCCCUACCUGUGGCACAUGAUUUUGACGAUAACAGCUUACCUCCUGAUUUCUUUGAUUCAUUGGGACCCAGGUUUGCCACCCUGGGAAGAAUCUGCAGCAAAUGAUUGACUGUGUUCCUCGCAUUUGGGCAGCCAGGAUGCUUCCGGAUUCAUUUGAACAUGAAAAUGCAUGCACACACAGCCUGCUGAGGAAGAUGGUAGAGGGAAUACCUAUUGUUUCCUUUUGUGGAGGCAUUAAUUGACUUUUGAAGAACAGAGCAGUUCAGGGCCUCUAGUCUUCUAGUCCCAUGUUAUAUUUCUUCUUGAGCUUUCCAACUACUUGUCAGCCCGUGGGAAAAAUGAUCUCCUUUCCCUUUUUUCUUGAAUUAACUUUGGUUGUUUGGAGAAUAAGAAAGAAGCAAGUCUAUUCUCUUAUUGGUUCUUUCCACCACCCAUUGUAGCCAUGUUGCCACAGUAUUUCUGUUAUCUCUAAGUAAAAGUACAAUACUUUUUUUAUUAACAUACAUGGGGAAAAUGAGGGCUAAUGCAGUCAUUUGUAGUAUUGAAAGAAAGGACUCGUGCAGGGGGCAUAAGUGUGUGAUGAGUUGCUAACUAGCAACUUGUCCAGGAGCUUGUUAGGGAGGAGAUAGCAAGGGCAAUAAUCGCAUCAAUUACAGUUCUGUAGCUGAGGAAGUUAAAUGAAGUCACUUGGGGGGCUGUAGGCAGGACUGUGGGCCACACCAGGUAACACCCUGCUCCCCAAACAUCUGCCCUUUUGGAAGAAACAGGCUCUGGUGUUUGCUUGCAUCUCUUUAAAACACUGAUGGUGUGACUGAGGCAAGGCUCAGUGGGAGGAGA
This is a messenger RNA of Sceloporus undulatus (fence lizard), 3357 nucleotides long. RefSeq names its product cadherin 26 (gene CDH26). Gene Ontology annotation, cellular component: plasma membrane; catenin complex; adherens junction. Gene Ontology annotation, biological process: multicellular organism development; calcium-dependent cell-cell adhesion; adherens junction organization. The transcript is spliced from 18 exons. Bases 1 to 2625 code for a protein of 874 amino acids. The record is from RefSeq and is a predicted model, not a curated record. Gene Ontology annotation, molecular function: cadherin binding; calcium ion binding. NCBI's taxonomy places the organism in Eukaryota, Metazoa, Chordata, Lepidosauria, Squamata, Phrynosomatidae.